AUGAGUCGAGAGUCACCAAAUGACAAUGCACCCCCUUUCUCAGGCCUUUCAUUCAAUGACCACGCAGGGCAGCUGUGGAUUGUGACAAUUCUUUCGCUGAUCUACAGCUUGCUUAGUGCCAUGGCGAGAGUCUAUAUCAAGCACCAGAUGUUCGGCUUUGACGACCUUUUGCUUGGUUUAGCAACAGUACGAAUGCCAACUUGCCUCGGACAAUCUACACUCGCAGCAAUUGUUCUCUGUCUUUUGACUCUCAGCAUGGCUAAAUGCUCUGUCCUCGCCCUUAUCCUGCGCAUUAUAGACUCGAAGUCUGGAAAAACUAGACCAUUUUGCAUCAGCGUCAUGGUUCUCAGCGCAGCAUGGGGUGCAGGCUCUUGCCUAGCAAUGUUACUCAACUGCCAAUCUGCUUCAUUAUUAACCAUUGAUAAUAUCAAGAAAUGCCCCAGCCAGGUUACGCGAUGGAUUGUAAUUACCGCUAUUGAUAUUUUCACCGAGAUUCUCACCUGGCUCCUCGUUGUGCAAUUAUCCUGGGUUGUACACAUGUCACUCAACUACAAGCUUCAAGUUGCCAUAGCCUUCUCUUUCCGCUUACCGCUUAUCGCCCUCUCAGCCAUUCAUCUGGCGUUCUUUACAAGAUACCCAGCCUCAACCGAGCCUCAAUUUGCAGUCAUCAGCAGCCUGCUCUUUCAACAGACCAUGAUUGCUUGGUCUCUCAUUGCUGCUACUGUGCCAAAUAUGAAGAGCUUCUUGAAGUCCUUUUCUAUGGGAUUAGGAAUCGCAUGGGCCUUCGCGCCCAGCGAGUACGAAUCCAGCAAUGCGUACCCGCUUCAAACAUUCCUCAGCAGUCGAUCGAAACAUACUCCAUUCGGAGCUGAAGGAACAUCCACUUCUGUCCGGGUCUACGACAAGCAUGACGGAGAGUCCCGUGGUCGACCUCACAACUGGAGGCCGGAUCGGACAACGAAUCAAGCCACCAGAAAGGACCAUGUUCACAGCGAGAGUGUCUGCGAAGGGGUGUCAGACGAAGAGGAAAUCUCAAAAUCUGAUAGCCAAGAGUUAAUUAUCGUAAAGGAGGUGGCUUAG
This is a messenger RNA of Trichoderma citrinoviride, 1080 nucleotides long. RefSeq lists its product as hypothetical. The transcript has 3 exons. Lineage: Eukaryota; Fungi; Ascomycota; Sordariomycetes; Hypocreales; Hypocreaceae. The coding region runs from base 1 to 1080 and encodes 359 amino acids. The record is from RefSeq and is a predicted model, not a curated record.